GGCGGCGGCGGGCCCGACGGGGCGAUGAGCGGCUCGAAGCCCAGGGUGGCGUCGGGGGCCGGCGGGGCGCUGAGCCGCUUGCGAGGCCGGAGAGGCUCCGGAGACGCGUCGCCCGCGGUCGUGGCUCCUCUGAGGGCCGCCGUGUUGCCCCGCACCGAGGCGGAGCUGCUGGCGCUGGACGCGGUCCGGCCCGAGCACGUCCUGGGGCUGAGCCGCGUCACUGAGAACUAUCUCUGCCGACCAGAGGACAACUUUUACAAUAUUGAUUUCACCAAAUUCAAGAUCAGGGACCUGGAGACAGGGACGGUGCUAUUUGAAAUUGCCAAACCUUCAGCUUUAGAGCAAGAGGACGAUGACGGUGACGCCGGGGAGGUGGACACCAGCGCAGGGCGCUUUGUCCGCUAUCAGUUCACACCUGCCUUCCUGCGCCUCCGGACAGUUGGCGCAACCGUGGAGUUCACAGUAGGAGACAAGCCUGUGUCGAAUUUCCGUAUGAUCGAGAGGCAUUACUUCAGAGACCGCCUUCUCAAGAAUUUUGACUUCGAUUUUGGCUUCUGCAUCCCCAGCAGCAGGAACACUUGUGAGCACAUCUACGAGUUCCCACAACUUUCAGAGGACCUCAUCCGUCUGAUGGUCGAGAACCCCUACGAGACCCGCUCAGACAGCUUCUACUUUGUGGACAACAAGCUGAUUAUGCACAAUAAGGCUGACUAUGCCUACAACGGAGGGCAGUAGCCGCCGCCGCUGCAUCCCCCUCCCCCCCUCCAUUGGACUUUGCACUACCGCCAGCCAUCCUGGUCACAUUGGAGGAGAGCAGGGAAGCUGCCCUGGACUCUGAGGCCUUUUGCGGAAAGCUCUGUGAGGCUCAAGAUGUGAUGUUGAAGGGGCUGAGGUGGCAACUGGUGACAGUAAAGGAGCUCCCCUGGCAAACCCGAACCCUUUCCAGCCUUGUUCCUUUCUGGUCCUCUGCUCGGUCCCCAGUGGCACCUGGGUCAGGUUACAGGUUGGACUGUCUGUUAAAUGUUAAACUGAUGUAGCAGUUCUUGUAGUUUGGCGCACUUAGCCUGUAUUUCUUGUAUGUUCUUCCCCUUUCUGGUGGGCAAAGGGUCCUCCGACACAAAGCUGUUUCCUCUUACAAGUAGCCCAUGAAAUGUAGAUAGCUGGUUUUCCCCCUUUGGAGGAGUGUGGCAGGGCUGGUGAAUCACUUUGGCAAAAUCGGUGACCCAGCCUGUAUGAUUGACUGUAAGGGCCCACCAUUCACAACCAACCAAAAAACAAAACAAAAAGGAGGAGAGGUGUUGUGUGUUUUUUUAAGGGAUGCUCCAGAUUGUGGCUUCGUUCUGUGGUCUUGAAUGUUCCUUAAACGCUGUUGGGUACCGGUUGGCAAAAAAAGGCCUGCGUCCCACUGUGAGUCUUUGUGAGGUCUUUUGAGGCCUUUUCUGCCAACCAGCUUAGGGGGAGGGAGACUGAGAUGAGAAUUUCAGCCUGAACACUCCACACACUUCUCCAUCCUGCCUUCAGCCUAGGUUCCAUUCUGCAUCUCAGUUUUGCUCUUUUCCUUUAAAGGAGUGCAAAAGGUGGGCAAAGGUUACCGGGAGCCAGGAAUUGCCUGGUGGAGCCUGUCCAAGCAACAGGGCAGAUUUUCCCAGGAGAAAUCUUCUGUUUGUGUCUCAAAACGUAUUAGUGUAAGAAAUGGUGGUGUUAACCAGCUUGUAUUGCCUGCCUUGGUUUGUGCCGCCGUUGAAGUGGGCUCCAUAGGCUCCCCAGUGCAAUGAGAUGUAACGGAAUCAGCGUGGCUGUGAAAAUAAGGGACUUUUCCCUCUUGAGAUCUGUAGCUCUGAGCUUUUACUGGCUCCAUUUAAAUGUGUAGGAAACCAGCCAGCUUUUGCUGCUGAGAUGCCGCUAUGCCUGUUGGUUAGGUGAGGAGGGAGUACUGGAUGAGGGCCUGGGGAGGAGGGUGCGUAUCAGCCAGGGAAGCAGGAAUCUUGCCCUGAGGCGGCUGUCGGCAACUACAAAGCAGUAUUUUUGUUGCUGUCGGACUCCACUCCCAGGCCUUUCUCUCGCUUCAAAGUUAAGCUGGUGUUCAAAGGCCUUGCAGUCAGGGGCCGGUUCUGUGUCAGAUGCUAAUUCAGCCUGCACGGGAGAAGGCCUUCCAGGCUCUUGAGACUAGCCCUUUUUGGAGGGGGGUGGAGGCACACGCACAUUACCCUGAAACAAACCCUUUUAGAGAGGGGAGGAGGAUAGUUACAGAUUAGAGCGUUUGUAGGAGGCGAAACGCAAGAGGAAAAUGGCUUGGACUCUUUAGCUGUAAGGUAGGAUGUUCUUAACCACUCCCAAAAUAUUGGGGAUGUAAUAAAGGUGAAAAGGCCAGAGUUUUUUGUCCCUGUGUAGCCAAGUUUGUGGGUUAACAGAAAAGAAAACCCUCUGUAUUUUUGUUCUUGUUUUCUUCCUAACCUGUGAUGUUCCAGCUCCUGCACUGCACUGCUCCAGUUGUCUCUACCGAUUGAUGGUGGUAGUCAGUUCUGCUGCAGUCCGCUUGAUGCUUUCCACAGAAAGGUGCCUUUUCUCCCCAUGUCCAAGGCCACAUUCCCAGAGGAACAGUUGAGGGAAACACUUCCUCAUUCCACAGGAGGAGGUGGUGGUGAUAUGGGGUUCCAGAGUCAAUGUGAUUAAAAACACCAGGUGCCUUUUAAACAUCAUUCUUACUGUUGCUCAGGCUCCUUCCGAGGACGUCCCGCCUUUGCUUUCUUACGAAUUUAUCCCAGGAGCAGUUGGGAAGGAUGGGCAGCAAUCUGAGCCAAGAGCAGGUACCGUACUUUGCAAUAAACUCCCAGCUGCUGGCCCCCUUCUCUGGGCUCCAGAUUCUUCUCUUCUCCUCCUUCUCACUUCUUCUUUCUCAAAAACUGAAACUCUCUGCCCCCCCCUUCCUUCCGAGUAUUAAUACUCUGUAUGUCCUUUACAAGCUCCCAUCUCUUCAAGGAGAAUUGCGAAAACAGUAAUGGGGCGAGGGGCUUGCUUGUUAAAUUCUGCCUGUUGCUGCUUCUGCCUUGUGGGACCAAAUAUGUGAAAUGGGGAAGGAAGUGUGGGACAGCGAGAGGCAGGUAUCCUGAUGCCCCAGAGGACGUGGCCAAAUGUGUGGAUUUGAGCUCUCUGGAACACUUUGCACCAAGAGAGAGAGGGGGGCGGCUCUUUGAAUUACCCCACCUGAUAGAAGAUGAACCUGGCCUCGUCCAGCCGGCACUUUUAUCUGUCACUCAUGUGGCUGCUGCCCCUUGGGACCACAUGCUGCAUUCCUGUGUGGAAGCCUGUCUCUCCCUCCCCCACCCCCUGAGCCAUCUUCCUGUCGCACUAACACUGCAUCCGUGGGUUGCAUAUGGAAGAGGAGGGGAAGGGUCUGCUUCUGCCAUGUUGACCAUAGUGUUAGUGCAGGGUGUGGGGGGCUAGAUACAAGAACAGCGUUUAUCCAAAGACAGGGGCACCUAAAUUUAUAACUGGAAUAGAUGGGCCAUCUCCCUACUUGCCAUUGGAAGGCGUCAACGAUUCGUUCUUCCUCCCCAGCCAUAACCUGGGGGACGGGGGCUUUCUCGUGGCCUCUGCUAAGUUUGGCAGGCCAUCUCCCUGGCUUGAUUUCAAGCCCUUGUCUUCCUCUUUGCAUGUCCUCGUCCCUCUGGAGAAUUGUUAAUGAAACUGAGCCCUUCCCUGUUGAAUAAACCACACAGGACACUUGAAAGCAAGAAGUGUCUAUGAGGAAGGGAAACUGGAAAUACAUUGACUUCUGUAUUGUAUGCAGAUUGAUACUGAUGACAGGUUUGCCAUGAAAAGUAUCUGCCUUAAAAGCAUUAAUCUGUAAGGUUCACUGUUGCCCUCCAAUGGUGUUGACAGCGGCUGCUUCCAUCAUAUACUCUGUGGCUGUGCAGGCACUGAAGUCCUCGCAUUGCAUUGUCCGCUUGCCCCACCCUAACUAAUGGAGAGACCUGGUCAUAACAGGGCUGCUCUGUUACAUUUCCCAUUUGGUGAAGCACCAGCAAACAUGUUUGGACCUCCUAUGUAUUAUUAUUUUUUUAAUUAAUGGGGAUUUUUAUAAGGCCAUCAGACCCAGGCAAGGGGAUAGUUUAUUUCUCAGUCCCACUGAUUUUUCAGAGAUGUUCCUGGGAUGACUGGAAAAAGAAAACUUUUCUGGUAUCCUGCGAUCGGUUUACCAGCAGGGAGAAGAACAUUUGCAGGACUGUGACAAAAUGCAUCUUUCUCCAGUUUGUCUCUGAAUUGGCCAUUGGAAAGAUUUCCCCUGCAAGAUUUGUUUUUAAAAUAGGGUUUUCUAUUCCAUUGUGGUCCUUGCCUGACAAUAAUAUACCAAUUUUUGGUCUGUCUGUGUGCAUCUGUGACCGUUUGGAGAGUGGCAGGUUGUUCCUUUUAAACUUGUGAAUUCCAGAAAAGAGAUCACGGACGUUAUAUUUUUCUGUCAAGGUAUUUUUCCAUAGAGGAUGACAGGAGUGUCCCAAGAAGUCUGUGUGACCAUUACGAUCACCACAUUGAACCGUCGCCAUGCUGUUGUCAUAUUGUGUGUCUCCUAAACCUACAGUAUACUAGCUGACUCGUUUGUAUAAAAUGUUACUUUGUUGAAAGCAAUAGUAAUUAAAAACAAAAAAGCAAAAAAAAAAAACAUCAACACA
Molecule: messenger RNA, 4670 nt
Organism: Podarcis muralis (Common wall lizard)
Lineage: Eukaryota; Metazoa; Chordata; Lepidosauria; Squamata; Lacertidae
Gene: UNC119B
Product: unc-119 lipid binding chaperone B
Biological process (GO): lipoprotein transport; cilium assembly; nervous system development
Cellular component (GO): cilium
Molecular function (GO): lipid binding
Source: RefSeq, a predicted model, not a curated record